UACAUCCAUUUCCUGGAAGGGCUACAUGUGUCCCUUGGGUCGCAGGUUGGGGACCCCUGGUCUAAACGAUUCAAAGAUUCCUAUCAUUAAAUUAAUAAAAACGGUAUGAAUCUCUUUCUCACAAAUGAGAUAUUUAUCACAAAAUCUAAGUUGAAGAAUGACAUUCAGUGUAACAGUCAGUAUUUGAGUAUACGAAGAGUGAGUAGCGUGAGACACCGCCCCCCCCCCGGCCCGGUCAGUGUCCCGGCCUUGCUGUGUUCCUCUUUCUCCUGUAAUAGUCGACUGACAUCCAGGUACCUACACCCAGGUACCUACAUGCAUUCACCUACACCCAAAUACCUACGUCCAGGUACCUACACCCAGGUACCUACAUCCAGGUACCUACACCCAGGUACCUACAUGCAGACACCUACACCCAGAUACCUACAUCCAGGUACCUAUACCCAGGUACUUACAUCCAGGUGUCUACAUCCAGGUACUUACAUCCAGGCAACUACACCCAGGCACCUACAUCCGGGUACCUACACCCAGGUACCUUCAUCCAGGUACCUACACCCAGGUGCCUACAUGCAUUCACCUACACCCAAAUACCUACGUCCAGGUACCUACACCCAGGUACCUACAUCCAGGUACCUACACCCAGGUAACUACAUCCAGGUAACUACACUCAGGUAAUUACAUAAUAGUAACUACAUCCAGGUACCUACACCCUGGUAACUACAUAAAGGUAACUACAUCCAGGUAACUACAUCCAGAUAACUACACCCAGGUACCUACAUCCACGUGUCUACACUCAGGUACCUACAUCCAGGUACCUACACCCAGGUACCUAUACCCAUGUACUUACAUCCAAUUACCUACACCCAGGUACCUACAUCCAGAUACCUACGCCCAAGCACUUACAUCCAGGUACCUACACCCAGGUAACUACAUCCAGGUAACUACACUCAGGUAACUACAUAAAGGUAACUACAUCCAGGUACCUACACCCUGUUAACUACAUUAAGGUAACUACAUCCAGGUAACUACAUCCAGGUAACUACACCCAGGUACCUACAUCCACGUGUCUACACCCAGGUACCUUCAUCCAGGUACCUACACCCAGGUACCUACAUGCAUUCACCUACACCCAAAUACCUACGUCCAGGUAUCUACACUCAGAUACCUACAUCCAGGUACCUACACCCAAGUACCUACUUACUACUUAGUAACCAGGGGCAACAAGUCUAAUAAAACACGUCCAAUGAUUACAUUCAUUUUUUUUGUUAAAUUACUGUUUAAAAGAGCCACAUUUUUCUGCUGCAACAUCGAAAUAAUACCAUUUUUGGUUUACUGAUUCAAAUAUCUAUUCGCUGAGAAUAAAAAAUAUGAAUAUAAUACACAUACUACACAAUAUUUGGCAAUAAUGAACUCUACAGAUGCCUCAUCUUCCUAUCAUAUAUCCUUAUAAUUUGUACCCUCUGUAUCUUGCGUUCAUAUAUAUCAGGCUACAAAUGCUAAUUUAAGAAUAUUUUCAUCCAAAUCAUUUUAUUUAAUAAUUAUAUAGAAACUGACGGAUGGAAAUACAGCAAAGUGUUUUAGAUGGCAGCACCGCUGUGAGCACCAGUAUACGUAAACAGAUGGAAUCGUCAAGGUCGUGGUGAUACACUUGUAGUGGUGUGUUGGACGGUGUGUUGAGUGUCUCGGCAGAAUGUGUGUGUGUGUUAAGUAACUUUAUUCAGGUAAAGUUUAGCUAUUCGAUGGUAUCAACAGGUACAUUACAUGAAAUACAGAAAAAGGAGAACAUGAGAGAUUGAACUGAGGCUGGACAUAAGUGUUCUUGUAUCAGUAGAUAGCGUAAUCAUCUGGAGAGGAGGUGGGCUGGUGCUGGUACCGAUUCGUUUGUCUCAUUCAAGUCGCCUUCAACAAAAGUGACUAUAUCAGGUGUGAGGCACGAUGCCUGCCUUCCAGUUGCUUGCCUCUAGUGAGAAGUGUGUGGACGAGGGACUACUGGCAGUGGCUGCCACUAAUCCAGGCCUUUACCUCAUUCCACAACAUCGUUUGAUGGUUGAGCGAGGACGGUUGGUCAAGGGACGCAGCGGAGACAGGAGGAAAGUUGCGUUAGUAUCAGGUGGAGGUUCUGGCCAUGAACCCUUCUCCGUAGGCUAUGUUGGGGUGGGUAUGCUGGCAGCCUCCACCGCGGGACACAUCUUCACUUCUCCGCCUCCAACUGAUAUUGCUGCUGCUAUAACAGCUGUUGGUAGAGACAACCCAGAGGGAGUGCUAGUGAUUGUUUUUAACUACACUGGAGACCGCAUCAACUUUGGUCUGGCCGUCGAGCGCUGUCGAGCAGCAGGAAUGAAGGUUGAGAUGUACAUAUCCGGGGAGGACUGUGCUCUGACGCAGCUGGAGGGGACGGCAGGACGCCGAGGACUCUGUGGUACAUUGUUCAUCUUCAAGAUUGUGGGAGCUCUGGUGGAGGGUGGGGCGAGUCUUGAGGAAGCUGUGGAUACCUGCAGGAAGCUAGGGAACGCCCUGGGUACCAUCGGUGUGGCUGCUAGCGGGUGCACGCUGCCUGGGGGCACGUCUCCGCUCUUCGAAGUCCCUGAAGGUCGCCUCGAACUCGGCCUGGGCGUCCACGGCGAGACUGGAGCAGCGACUAUCAAGGCUGGGUCGCCGAAGGAGGUGGUGGAGACGAUGCUGACCCAACUGACGAGGAAGGACUCAACUACCAGACUUCCCCUGCAGGAUGGUGACAAGGUGGCAGUGAUGGUCAACAACAUGGGUUGUCUCUCGCAGCUGGAGAUGAAUAACCUCACCAAGGAGAUCGUCUCACAGCUUCAAAGCCUGGGAGUGAGUGUAGAGCGAGUGUAUGCUGGUAUGAUGAUGACCAGCCUGGAUAUGCGAGGACUACACAUGUCAGUGUUACGUCUCCUGGACCCUGCAUGGUUACCAUUGCUUGAUGCCCCGACUACCGCCCCUGCCUGGACUGCCCCAUGUCUGCUCAACCAUUUCACCGCCGGGGAGGUGCUGAUACCCAACCUCACUCUUACCCUCACACAGGAAAAGAUGGAUCACGACUACAUUUUCUCAGAGGAAGCUCAAGCCCAGACACUGAAGGCUUGUUUGGAGUCUGUGGUGAGCCAGCUGCCAAGGCACGAGCAGGACCUCAACAUCUUGGACACAGUGUGUGGAGAUGGUGACUGUGGCUCUACCCUCAUGAAAGGAAUUACAGUGCUGUCGAAGCGGAUGUCAACAUUACCCGUGACGCAGCCCCGUCAAGUUCUCAAUGUUCUUGGGGAAGUGUCGGCUGAUGCCAUGGGCGGCACCUCAGGGGGACUGUAUUCCAUCAUGUUUACUGCAAUAGCUGCUAGUCUUUCGUCUACUGCAUCCUCAAGCAGGAAAAUGUGGGCUGCGGCACUGAGAGCUGGCUGCCAGGCAAUCAGCAAGUACGGAGGAGCUACGCAGGGAGACAGAACCAUGUUGGAUGCCUUAGUGCCAGCAGUGGAGGCACUGGAGGCUGGCAGUGACGACGAUGACCUGAGAAGUCUCCUGAAGGCUAUGGCAGCAGCUGCUGACGAUGGUGCCAAAAUGACAGCAAACAUAAAAGCACGUGCUGGACGAGCUACUUACGUACGAGUAGAGAACGUGAAGAGAGAGGAUGCUGGGGCCAGGUCUGUGGUUCACAUCUUACAGGCCAUGGCUCAGUACUGACCUACCUUACAUCUGCUGCUUCCUGACUAACAUCUUAAACAACUCAGCUGACUUUACCUUGAGUCACAUCUGGACAGUCUGCGGCAGGAAUCAAGCAGACCGUCAACUACAUAUACAAAUAAGAAGAGUUGCUUUUUUUUUGUCAUCAUGCGAGGGUUGAAUUAGGGAAAGGGAGUUUCUAUAUAUGUUUUGACAGUCUACCGUCAAGAUAUUAAUAUUGCAGUCAUAGGGAGUGACACAGCGUCUGAGAAAUGGUAGGCAAAGAGGUUUCUUAGUGCUGGUGAGGGGAUGCACUUGAUCUAAGAAAUUGGACCCCGGCUUCGAUCCCUUGAAUCGAGUCUGAAUGCCUUCCAUUCCCCCAGGAGCUGUAUAUCCCCUACGGGUUUAGCGCACGUAAGGGCUACAGGUCAUUGUGCAGAUUGGACAAAUAUCAAAUAAUUACUUCCCUGUAAUUCUACAUCUCUUAUCAAGCAUGAUGCACAAUAUAUUUCAAAUUUGUGUCCUGGAAUGUACAAACUUGACAAUUUUAUACUCCAGAAUAUUGUUGACAAGCUUAAAGGUAACAAUACUUUUCACAAAAAUACAGUGUGUGUUCUCUGUCAGUCU
Molecule: messenger RNA, 4299 nt
Organism: Cherax quadricarinatus
Lineage: Eukaryota; Metazoa; Arthropoda; Malacostraca; Decapoda; Parastacidae
Product: triokinase/FMN cyclase
Biological process (GO): glycerol catabolic process
Cellular component (GO): cytosol
Molecular function (GO): glycerone kinase activity
Source: RefSeq, a predicted model, not a curated record